AUGAUGAUGUAUAAUCAUGAGAUUCGCUACGUGAACGGAAAGACAAACGUAAUUUCAGUUGCCUUCAGCAGGAGCCUACCGGAAGCGCUGGAGUUGAAAUCGCUCAAAGGAGAAAAUGAAGGUGUAGUGAAUGUUGCUAAAGUCAAAGAAUGGGUGAAAAAGUUGAGGGAAGACCCACAACUAGGAGAAUCGAUUGGAUGUUAG
Molecule: messenger RNA, 204 nt
Organism: Haemonchus placei
Lineage: Eukaryota; Metazoa; Nematoda; Chromadorea; Rhabditida; Trichostrongylidae
Source: the annotation of a GenBank genome assembly